This is a messenger RNA of Zingiber officinale, 2871 nucleotides long. Its product is annotated as receptor-like serine/threonine-protein kinase SD1-8. The transcript has 7 exons. Gene Ontology annotation, biological process: protein phosphorylation; recognition of pollen. Bases 147 to 2657 code for a protein of 836 amino acids. Gene Ontology annotation, molecular function: protein serine/threonine kinase activity; ATP binding. NCBI's taxonomy places the organism in Eukaryota, Viridiplantae, Streptophyta, Magnoliopsida, Zingiberales, Zingiberaceae. The record is from RefSeq and is a predicted model, not a curated record.
CGACGCCGGUCAAACGUCGUCCGCCGAUUUUUUUUCAAACUGUGACCUAACAAGACGCACCGAAAUGGCAACUCUCGCUGCUGCUGCUGCUUCUUCUUCCCUACUCAUCUCUCUCCUCCUUGCAGAGAGACGACUCGAGCUCGAUCAUGGCCCUUCCAUUCCUCGUCCUCUUCUUCUUCCUCCUCCUCCUCUCUUCCUCUUCCCACCGCCAAACAGUCCACGCGGAGACGGACACACUCCGACCCGGCGACUCAAUCUCCCUCAACCGAACUAUCCUCUCUUCCGCCGGAAGUUUCGCCCUCGGUUUCUUCCGCCUCGGCGCCUCCGUCCCUGCUCGCUACUACCUCGGCAUUCGCUACCACAACGUCGCCGACGGAGCAGUUGUGUGGGUGGCCAACCGAGACAGCCCCCUCCGCGACGCCUACGGGAACCUAACCCUAGAAAUCGACGGCAAUCUAGUGGCGUACAGCAGCAGCGGAAGCAAAAUCUGGUCUUCCGAUACCUCAGCGGCUUCCCGUGGUACCACCGAAGCAGUGCUCUUGGAUUCCGGCAACCUCGUCUUGAGACUAGCAGAAGGCGAUGAGGAUAGAUUCAUCUGGCAGAGCUUCGAUCACCCAACCGACACGCUGCUCCCGGAAAUGAGGCUGACGUCGUAUCUCCGCCCCGGCAUAGCCUCGCCGACGAGAUGCGUGUCGUGGAGAGCCGAGGACGAUCCCUCGUCGGGUAGUUUUACCUUGGGGAUCGAUCCGAGGUCGUCGAUGCAGGGGUUCAUCUGGCGCGGAGUGGAGCCCUACUGGAGAUCCAACCUGCGGAGCUCGCCGGGGUCGGAGAUCAACUCCACUCGCAUCGUCACCACGAAAAGCACCAACGCGUACGUCUACUCGAUCGCCGUCGAAGGGGAUAGGGUCUCCUGGUGGUUCACCGCCACGCCGAGCUCGACGGUCUCCAGAGUUGUGAUACAGGAAUCGGGCUUCUCCCAGCUCUUGAGUUGGAACGCGAGCUCUGGUAGCUGGGUCAUAGAAGGAUCCGUCCCCAACCUCCCGAGCAGGCCCUGCGAGUUCUACAACCAGUGCGGACCUAACGGCGUGUGCGAUGGCAGUCAGCCCACUAGCCGUUCGUGCCAAUGCCUCAGAGGGUUUGUGCCCAGAACUUUCAGUCAGUGGAAUGCUGGAAAUUACUCAGGGGGUUGCAUGAGAGCUACUGUUGGGGAUUGCAACAGUGGAGCAGAUUAUGUUCAUUAUAAUAAUAUGAAAUUGCCUGAUCGUAUGAUACUACUGAGAGAUGCUAGUGAAAAAGAGUGUCGAGCCAAUUGCUCCGUGUCUUGCAACUGCACAGCCUACUCCUUCUCUGGAACGAUAAGCAUCGGCAGCAGCACUACAUGCCUGGUUUGGUUUGGAGAUUUGGUUGAUCUUGUGCAGAAUUUGAGUAGGGAUGAACUCUUUGUGCGUGUUGCUGCAUCUGAUUUAGAUUCAAACAGUCAAAAUGAAGGAUCGUCAAAUAAGUCGAUGCUUUUACUUGCUAUUAUGCUAACAGUAGGGUUUAUUCUGAUACUACUCUCAGGAACUGCAUUCUAUUUCUGGAGGACAAUUCACAGACGAUCACGGAAGCACAAGGAAAAUGUAACAAGAUUGGAAGAGUUGAGAAGUUAUGACGGAGGCAGUAUCAUUGAUGUACCCUUACUUGAUUUUUGUAGUAUACUUAAAGCGACUGAUGGCUUUGCCCUUACGAACAAGCUUGGAGAAGGUGGGUUUGGUUCUGUCUACAAGGGAACGUUACAGGAUGGUAAGGAUAUAGCGGUGAAAAGGCUAUCCGAGACUUCAAAACAAGGCUUUGUCGAAUUCAGAAAUGAAGUUGAGCUGAUAGCCAGACUACAACACACUAAUCUGGUGAGGCUUUUAGGUUGGUGCAAUCAUCAAGAUGAGAAGAUACUUAUCUAUGAGUAUCUGCCUAAUCAUAGUUUGGACAAAUACCUAUUCGAUUCAAAUCAGUCAUCGAAAUUAGAUUGGGAUAUGAGGUUCCAAAUAAUCAAAGGCAUUGCACAAGGACUUCUUUACCUCCAUCGCUACUCCAGACUUCGGGUUAUACAUAGAGAUUUGAAGACUGACAACAUACUAUUAGAUUACGACAUGAAUCCCAAAAUUUCAGACUUCGGCUUGGCAAGGAUAUUUGAUGGGAAACAAAAGGAAGAAAACACUACAAGAAUAGUUGGAACAUAUGGUUAUAUCGCACCAGAAUAUGGCUUGUAUGGCCGUUUUUCAGAAAAAUCUGAUAUAUUUAGCUUUGGCGUAAUUAUACUAGAGAUAAUUUCUGGAAGAAGAAACAAAGGCUCAUACCCAUUGAAUGGUUCAUUGAAUCUUCUUGGAUACGCAUGGCAACUUUGGGCUGAAGGAAGAUGUUGCGAGCUGGUAGAUCCCGCCCUCGAAGAAUCAUUCCCAGUUUCCGAAGUGGCUAAAUGCAUUCAAGUAGGGCUGUUAUGCGUCCAAGAUGUUCCGAAUGAUCGACCAACAAUAGAUGCUAUCAUUGCCGUGUUGGUGAACGAGAACCCACCAGUUUUGCAGCCACCUGGACAGCCUGCAUUUACCUCAAAAGAUGCAAGUCCUUGGUCAGCACGCUCAUCUCCCCCCGAAUUGACCAUGAGCGUGGUAGAGGGAAGAUGAAGGGUCUGAAUUUGAACUUGUCGAUGAAUAGAUUCUGCCAUGACCCAACUGAAAGAGAAGCUUAUUUUUGUUAUUGAAUCUUUUUUGGUCAAAUGUAAAUAGACUUAGUUUUGUGUGUGUGUUCAACUUUCGGCCAGAGAUAAGUUGGUGCUAAAUGUAUCUCCACCUGUUGUAAUAUUGUGCAUAAACAAUAACAGUUAAUUUGUUUGUUCAA